AUGAGCACAACUCUCACGUGUGUUGUUCACUCUCGAACGCUGACGCCCAACGUCACGGAUUCACCGGACCUCUGCAUGCGGCAGCGGUUCAACGUCGAAGCCGACGUAUGCCCGUUAGUGCCGAGUUAUUCACAUCCAGGCUGGAUGGGAGUUCAAUUUCAGGCCAACUCUAGUCACAUCAGCUCAUCGAACGGGAUGGUCUGGCGUUUUGUCACACAACGUCAUUCAGACCUGUAG
Messenger RNA from Protopolystoma xenopodis, 237 nucleotides. Lineage: Eukaryota; Metazoa; Platyhelminthes; Monogenea; Polystomatidea; Polystomatidae. The record is from the annotation of a GenBank genome assembly.